This is a messenger RNA of Neodiprion virginianus, 1265 nucleotides long. Its product is annotated as regucalcin-like. The record is from RefSeq and is a predicted model, not a curated record. The transcript has 6 exons. Gene Ontology annotation, biological process: L-ascorbic acid biosynthetic process. NCBI's taxonomy places the organism in Eukaryota, Metazoa, Arthropoda, Insecta, Hymenoptera, Diprionidae. Gene Ontology annotation, molecular function: calcium ion binding; gluconolactonase activity; enzyme regulator activity. Bases 40 to 1095 code for a protein of 351 amino acids.
UUUUGAAGCGUAUGCCGCUCUAGCCAAUCACUUAUAAAAAUGCAAUCUCACAGUACAGUGUUUAUCUUCGGUAUAAUUCUUCUACCAUUCGUUGCACUUGCCUCCCCAGAUGAACUAUCAAAUCCAAGGGAUCAAGAAUGCGUUCAAAUUUCAAAAGUAGUUACAGUGGAACAGGUCACUGAACCAGUACAGCAUGCAGAAGGGCCUCACUGGAGUUAUCAAUCCCAAACAUUGAUCUUUGUUGAUAUUCAUGCACAGAGGAUUUAUCACUUGAACACAGUAACAGGAAAAUUGACAUUUGCUUAUAUAGCCAAUGGUCCAGUCGGAUUUGCAAUUCCCGUUGAAUCUUCGCCGGACCAAUUCAUAGCAGGAUCUGGAACGGAUCUUGUGCUUGUUACAUGGGAUUCUGAAACUAAUUCAUCCAAUCCUGAAAUUGAACUUUUGUUCACCGUCGAUCGUGAUCGCAAUGGAACUCGUUUCAAUGAUGCAAAAUGCGACUCACAUGGCCGCCUAUGGGCUGGAACUAUGGGACUAGAAAGUUCAGCUGGUGAUAUUGUGCUUCAUCAAGCAUCGUUGUAUCGGAUAACGUCUGAUUUAGUUCCUGAGAGAGUCAUCGUACCAGUGAGCCUCAGUAAUGGUCUAACAUGGAACCAUGGAAACAACAAAUUUUAUUACAUUGAUACUCCAACGCAUCAAAUUGCUGCUUAUGACUUCGAUGCUAAUAUAGGAAACAUUUCAAACAAACGGAUCGCAUUUGAUCUAGAAAAACAUAACAUCGGUGGUCAUCCUGAUGGUAUGACCAUCGAUACUAACGACAAUCUGUGGAUAGCAGUAUACGGUGGAAGACAUAUACUUAACAUCGAUCCAGUCGAAGGUAGAUUGCUUCGAGCCAUUGAAAUUCCAGCUGACAAAGUGACAAGUCUAAUGUUUGGUAGUCCUUCGAUGGAUAUCUUAUAUGUGACGACUUCUCGGUACGGCAUGACAGAUGCUGAAAUUACAACUCAGCCGAGGGCUGGCUGUGUUUUUGCAGUAAAAGGCUUGGGAGUCAAGGGUUACCCAGCAAACACAUUCACCCGAAAUGGAACAAGUUCUUAAAUUAAUAAUUAACACAUUACUGACCAUAGCAUAUAUUACUCUCGUGAAAGUUCCGCAGAGGUGAUAUUUUUUAUACAACAGGUAACUGUGACAAUAUACAUGUAUGUACAUACAUCUAUCCUAUGGAUCUGUUAAUUUAUUUCAAUUUUCUGUAAGGCAGAUUUGUAUUC